ACUGCUUCAUGUUGCAACACAAACGCCAGAGCUUGUGUGUAGUCAUCUUUAGGAGAAAACAGACAUCUUUUAUCUUUUACCCCCCUUUUUCUGAGACAAACUGAACCGCAAAGGAUUAUUACAAACCACGGACGGAUUAUAAUAGAGGAAAUUUGUGUGGGGAAAAAACCACCACAAUCAAUAUAAUACUAAUAAUCGCUUUUGUCACGUGAUUGGAGUAGACCAAUCGGAGCGAGCUGGAAAGCAUGCUUCUUUGUUCGGAUAUUUUGCCAACUUUACCCCCAAAAUCUGCCCCUGUUUUUCUGCAGAAAUCACCCGAUGUGGAGACAGAGGGGGUGUUUUUUUUUUUUAGGAGAAAAGGACAAACAGUGGAUACUUUUCUUAUGGCGUUUUGCUGCUCCUUUUUUUGCAGUAUGCCACGUGUUCAGGGCUCAUUUUCUUUUUCUUUUUUGUAAAUCACAUGACUAUCCCUCCCUUCCCCUCCCCCCUCCACCCCGGCGGCGGGGAAUGGGAGAAGAAGGCGGACAUGUUUGAGGGGAAAUGUGUUGGUGUUAAAAAGUAUCGAGGUGGAAGACAAGAAGAUUAUGUGAAGACAGGUUUCUCGCUUUUUAUCUUUUUGGGGAUUUACCUUUUUAUUUUUAUAUCUUUUACAUUUUGUUUAUAUGAAGUUUUUUUUUUAUGUCGAACAUUGGAAAUAUUUAUUUAUUUAUUUUUUAAAUCAAAAAAUGUGUUUAAGUGUGUUUUAAAGUUAUCACACCCUUUUUUAUUUAUUAAGAUUUAAUAAUGUUAGGGUGUAAUUGUUAGUUUCCAUCGUUUUAUUUUGAGUGACAUUGCAGAGGGGGAUUUGUAACCUUGGUGUGGGGGAUGGGCGCGUGUGGUUAGGUAACCUAUUUUAUGUGGUUGUUAAGUUUGUUAAAUGUUGAUUUUCAAGAUAAGAAACCUUUGUUAAGAUGUGUUAUUUUGGUGGGUUUUUUGAUAGGUUUUUAUUGCUUUAGUUUUAAUCUUAUAGUCUCAUUGGCUCUUUAGAGGUCAGGUAUGAUAAAUGUAAUUUCAAGCUCAUAACACACCAACUUUCUUGUGUUUUCUCUUCUUUUUAAUUUGUUAGUGUGAUGUUUGAUUAAGUCAUUAAAUGUAGUUUCAGGGCAGUGAGGGGGAAAAACUGCUGUGUCAUUCAGUGGAUUUGUGGAUUUUUUUUUUUGAGGCCGUGCAUGAUGUUUUGAUACUUUUGCGUUGUUGGUAUAGUUAAUUUAAUAUAGAUUACAGUAGAUUUAGUGAAAAUUGUAAAUUGUCUUUUAUUCUGUUUGGAUCUUUGCUUGUUUGUGAGGCGUGGAGGCCCUCUGGUUAGGACUGGAUAGGUCCUCAAAAUGUGGCCUUUUUUCCCUGCACUUCUGCAUUUAACGUAGUGCAUUCCGUGUACAAGCGACUUAUGCAGCGUUUUGUAACGUUAGCUUGAUGUUUUUUCUUGCGUACUUUAAAUUAUUCGACGAUAACACUUUCGUGUCAUUGUACUUAAAGAUGGCGCCUCUUCUCAGACACAGAAAUGCGGAUGUUCGGGUAAGAAGAGAGCUCGUGGGGAGAGGCUCUUGCAGGGGAUGCGCGUGACCCAGUGGAAGAACCAAUAGGCUUCUUGGUAUGCGCCCUGGAAGCCCGCGUUACAGCCCUUCUGGCCAAUCACCGCCGUCGCUUAGAACACGUUGACGUAAUGUAAUAUGAUAAGGAGGAGGCUGACUCUUGUCCCUUCGUUGUUUGUGGCGGAUUACACGGAGCAGCCAAUCAGAGAGCGCGUUUCUGUGAGACUUAACAGACUCGGCCAAUAGUAUUGCGCAGUUUCCUUGACAGACAGCAAGAACUUGCGAAUAGGUUGGCCCGAAACACAGUCACUGACGCGUCAGAGCGGCGGGGUGUGGUGACUUUGACGGACAGCGCAAGCAGCCAAUAGGAACUCAGAAGGCGUGUACGUUCUGAGGUAGUCUAUCCAAUAAGGGGGACGGUUGGUGUAUAAAAGAACGGGUGUAGUCGCAUCGUCGCCAUUUCAACGAAGCAGAUUGAGGUAGUUUGCUACGGCGGGGAGCGGAGAAACCGGACGAACAGAGUCGGAUCCUGGGUUGAGUCUAGCUAAAAAACAGAAUCCGGAUCCAUCCCGAUGGAUAUGGCUGUUAACCCGCUCCUUGACAGCUCCCAUGUCGGGCUUGAGGUCGGGUUAAUGGGAGUCUCGACGAUGGAUCAGGGUUCUGGCGCUGCCGGAAAACGCAUCCGGAAACCUUCCCUGCUUUAUGAGGGCUUUGAGAGUCCCGGGAUGCAAGGCAUUAAUCAGAUGAACCAUUCAGGACCUCCGCAGCCCCUGGUGAAAGAUCCCAGCCGACAGGGGAGGAUGACGAACCAACUCCAGUUCCUACAGAAAGUCCUGCUCAAGUCAUUGUGGAGGCACCACUUCGCGUGGCCCUUUCAUGAACCCGUAGACACUGUCAAGCUCAGCCUUCCUGACUAUUACAAGAUCAUCAAAAUCCCCAUGGACAUGGGCACUAUUAAGAAGAGACUAGAAAAUAACUACUACCGCAGUGCCAGUGAAUGCAUGCAGGACUUCAACACCAUGUUUACCAACUGCUACAUUUAUAACAAGCCUACAGAUGACAUAGUGCUGAUGGCGCAGUCUCUGGAGAAGGCGUUUCUGCAGAAAGUGGCUCAGAUGCCCCAGGAUGAGUUAGAGCUGGGCCCUCCCCCUCCACGGAUUAAACCGGGCAAAGUAGGCAAAAAAGGCAGAGGAGGUGCAGUCUCUGGUGGAGUGACAACAGCUCAUCAGGUCCCAGCAGUCUCCCAGUCAGCAUACUCGCCCCCGACCCCAGAAACGCCUGACUCCAUCCUCUCCACCCCACCACAGACGCUUCUGAGCAAGAGCCUGCCCAUUACCCAAGCAACAGAACAGAGCACACCAACCAUUACGGGUCUGCCUCCCACACAGCCCACCGCAAAGAAAAAAGGUGUGAAGAGGAAAGCAGACACAACCACCCCGAUAACCGUAGCCAUGCCCAUCAUGAGUACCAUGGGCGUCAGCGGCAUCAGCCUGGGGAUGGGCGGCGGGCACGACUCCCCACUCACCCUCACUUCUCUGGGGAUGGACCACAGCUCCGUCAUGGGGAUGGGUCAAGGCCUCAGCCUCAGUCAGAGCAUGGGGAUGGGCAUGGGGAUGGGCAUCGGCAUGGGCAUGGGCCGUGGGACAGUAAUGAUGAACACCAACGCAGCAGGAGGGGCCAGGAGAGGAGUGAGUGGACGGCCCAUUAAGCCUCCUAAGAAGGAUUUACCAGAUUCCAUUCUGCCCACACCGGUGCGCCGCAGCAAGCUGAGCCCCCAGCUGCGCUACUGCAGCGGCGUCCUGAAGGAGCUGCUGACCAAGAAGCACGCAGCCUACGCCUGGCCGUUCUACAAGCCCGUCGACGCCACAACGCUCGGUCUCCAUGACUACCACGACAUAAUCAAACAGCCCAUGGACCUCAGCACCAUUAAGCGGAAGAUGGACAGCAGAGAGUAUCGUGACUCCCAGCAGUUCUCUGCAGAUGUCAGACUGAUGUUCUCCAACUGCUACAAGUAUAACCCCCCCGACCAUGAUGUCGUUGCCAUGGCCCGAAAACUCCAGGAUGUUUUUGAGUUCUGUUUUGCUAAGAUGCCAGACGAGCCCCCGGCACCGCCUAGCUCUUCAUCCUCAUCAUCGUCGUCUUCGUCGUCAUCCGAGAGUGAGCUAAGCAGCGAGAGCGAGGAGAGCGAGAGCAGCCCAAGCUCUGAUUCUGAGGAGGAGAGGGCAAACCGGCUGGCAGAGCUGCAGGAACAGCUAAAAGCCGUACACGAGCAACUCACUGCACUCUCCCAGGGUCCCAUCGUCAAACCCAAGAAAAAGAAGGAGAAGAAGGACAAGAAAAAGAAGAAGAAGGUGGAAAAAGAGAAGCACCGGAGGAUAGAGGAGGAGAUAACACCAGUCCGGCCUCCAAAACCCCCCAAAGUCACCAAGACUCCGAAAACAAAGAGCAACCGAGCAGCGGGCGUUCCUGUGGUGCCGACGAAGAAGGCGCCGAGCAAGAAAAACAACAAGAGCAAAUCCAAAAAGGCCGGCAUGAUGUUUAACAUGCCACAGGCGGUCCCCGAGCCCAUAGUGCCUCACUUCGACUCCGACGAGGAGGAGGAAACGGCACCCAUGUCUUACGACGAGAAGCGUCAGCUCAGCCUGGAUAUCAACAAGCUGCCCGGCGAGAAACUGGGCCGCGUCGUUUACAUCAUCCAGUCCCGUGAGCCGUCGCUACGAGACACCAACCCAGAGGAGAUCGAGAUAGACUUCGAGACGCUGAAACCCUCGACGCUGCGGGAGCUGGAGAGAUACGUCAUGACAUGUCUGAGGAAGAAACCUCGAAAGCCGUAUGCGGCGAGUAAGAACAGUGCAGGCAAGUCCCGUGAAGAGCUCGCUCUGGAGAAACAGAUGGAGCUGGAGAGAAGGCUGAUGGACGUCAGUGGACAACUCAACUCUGGAAAGAAGCCCACUAAACCCAAACAAGAGAAACCUGCAACGGAGGCUCACACCCAGCCGUCACGUCUCAGCGCCAGCAGUUCCUCCUCAGACUCCUCUUCGUCAUCCUCUUCCUCCUCAUCCUCAGACACAAGCGAAUCAGACUCCGGCUGAGAGGCAGAGGGGUUUCUACGGAGAGAAAAAAGGGUUGUGUGACGGACCCUGUUGUGUAUCGCUUCCCACCAAGUGGACUGAACUGUAGUAGAGCUACUGACGACGGAGCCGCAGGGCGGAUCAGACGAGACCAGCGACUAAGCAGAACUGGUCCGACUCUACAAUAAGUGUCGAACUAAGAAAGAAAGAAAGAGAGAGAGAUGGGGCUUUCCCUGCGCUCUGCUGGCUCAUCCAUUUGUGUGACGGACAUAGAACAGUUGAGGAUGAAUGGAUGGAGAGGAGGAGACUCGUUGCAAAGUCCCGUCGUUCUCUGGAGGACUGUCCUCGUGGGGCGGAGCGAGGGACGCUCCAUCUCCUGCAAAUUAGAAAAUUAAAAAAGGAGAAGAGUGACGCAUGUGUUAGAGGGAUAAGGGUGCUAGAACCAGAAUCUGUCUUAUUUCUGGAGAUGAUUUCCCUUCUUACCAUGCUCCCUGUCUUUAUGCUGUAUAGUUAUAAAGGUGUACAGUUAUAUAAAUAUCUAUUUUCUUUUAUAAAGAAGCAUUUUAUGGAGCAAAUUUAUUCCCUCAUUCUGGGAAAGAUUAACUGGUGUGGGCGGAGUUGUGUUUUAGUAGUUUUUUUUUGUUUUUUUUUCUCGAGUGACACAGAAAGUAGAGGGGAAACAAGUGUUCGUGUCUGUGUGUGUGUGUGAGUAAGUGAGUGUCUGUUUGUCUGUCUGUGUGUGUGUGUGUGUGUGUGUGUGUGUGUGUGUGUGUGUGUGUGUGUGUGUGUGUGUGUGUGUGUGUGUGUGUGUGUGUGUGUGUGUGUGUGUGUGUGUGUGUGUGUGUGUGUGUGUGUGUGAAUGUGUCACGUACUGUAUGUGUGUUUUGCAUGCACAUGUUGCGAGUGUUAGAUCCGGCACCACAAGUGCAGCCUUGUGAGAGUUCCUCAAAAGUCUUGACGCAGGCGUUUUGGAAAAAUCGUUCUGCACGCAGAAGCACCUUGGUUGAGUAGAAAACAGAAUGCAUGCAAUACGGAGGAGCUGACGAACAUUUGCAUACUCGUGUGUACUACUUUACUGCAUCCUUGUGUACUCAUGUACUUCUAUUUUUGAAAAGGGUCGGCCACUGUACAGAAAUGUGACAUACCGUAGUUCAGUUUCUAAGUUAAUAUUUCUGUUCCCAUGUGUGCUGUCUUUUUUCCCCCCCCUUCCCCCCCCUUUUUUGUUUUGUUUCCAUUUCCAAUUUCUCUGUAAACAUGUGUUGCUUUUUUUUUCUUCUUCUUCUCCUUGUGACCAAUCUGCUAAUAAAUUGUGAGGACGUGUCUUGUCCGCUCACUCGUGCCCAAAUAACAUCUUGGUUCUUUUGAUUUCUUUUGGGUUUUUUGUGUGUGUGUGUGUUCAGGUCUUGGUUUUUCAGUUUUUAGUCACAACACUUUUGACUAGACUUAUUUUUAGUAGCGAAAAAUUUGCCCGAUCACGACUCAUCACUUCUUAACACAACAUAGUGUCACAAUAUCAAAAAUUUACUUUAAAAGAGUUAAAGAAUUUGGCCUUUUGAGAUCUACGGCAGCUGAAAGUUGUAUUUUCUGUGUUGAGAUUAAGUUCAUUUAUUUGUGUGAUUUAAAACAUUAGAAGGUUGGGAAGGAAAAAAAAAAAAAGGCUUUUAAACAUUUUAAAUGGUGGGAUCCAGCAGCCAGUUUAACCAGUAAACAGAAAAAGGUGGUUUAAUGUAAUGUUUGUUCUGGUGGUACUAAACAGAUUUGUGGUUUAGAGUAAGGUGUGUAUCGGUUGUUUUUAAUUAUUAUUAUUUUCUUUAUAAAUCAUCUGUGGCUUGAGAUUGGAGUAUUGUGUUUUACUUUUGAAAGUGAUUAUUUAUUUAGGAGGAAUUUUUGACUGGAGAAACUUUUUUCAUGAUACUCAAAUUAAUCAAAAGCUUUCUAAAGUCAAGUCUACUCUUAAGAAAUAUGCACAGACUAACUGUCAGGAUUGUAGUAGUGUACAUAUUUUACAGUCUCAAUUUUCAAGCAUGUUUUUUUUCCUUCAGUAAUUUAGCACAACUUUUUUUUUUCUUUUCUUUUUUUGAGCUUCUGUUAUGAGACAAAAUUACUCCACAGAGUUUGUCAGUCUUACCUUUUUCUGAAGUUUGUCAGAAAUCUAAAUGCCUCUGUACUUGACUCCACUUCAUCUGAACAAGUGUACAUAAAAUAAACUGAGAAAUGU
Molecule: messenger RNA, 6860 nt
Organism: Scomber scombrus (Atlantic mackerel)
Lineage: Eukaryota; Metazoa; Chordata; Actinopteri; Scombriformes; Scombridae
Gene: brd2a
Product: bromodomain containing 2a
Exons: 12
Coding region: 2144-4663 (839 amino acids)
Biological process (GO): chromatin remodeling; regulation of DNA-templated transcription
Cellular component (GO): chromatin; nucleus
Source: RefSeq, a predicted model, not a curated record